GAGUAAUGCGUCUAUCGCAUGCUUAUCAGCGCACUGAGCAUGUCUUGUUUACAAUAUUAGUCGCUUCUUGCCAAUGUGAUGAUGUUAUUGUCCUUGCUCUCAAGGAUUAAUAUGAAUUGGCGAAGUAACUGAUACGAAUAGUUUGUGUGAAAGUAAAUUGUAAAAUAACUACAGAGAGUUGAAGAUUGUUUUUAGUAUUGAUUAACUCAUGUUGGUGUGUAUACAAACUGAGCGUUGCGUCACAGCCAUUAGCGCUGUGACUAUCAGUUCCUCCCCUCCGUAAUAAUUUGUUUUAUAUCAACGUCUCCAAGUAGUGGCAUAUGUCGAGUCAUGUUUUUACGGGUUCAUCAAUUGGCUCUAAUUGCAUCAGUGCUUCGUCGUAGUAAUAAAAUGGUGCUGGAGACGUCUGCACGUGUUGCGGCUAAUAGUGGCGUGGCUUCUCUGGCUGUUAAGCCUUCACCAAAGGUGACGGAAAAAUCAUUAGAACAAGAACUGAGUUUGCCUGUGGGGCCUGUUGUCGAGAAUUACGAGAACGCAGUCAAAGCAUUGAAUUCUCUGCAAUCUAACUACAGUGUGCUGCAAAAUUCUAGCAGCAGAAUACACAGUUCUGAUUCUGUUCACAUUCAGGAAACCAUUAAAUUUCUAGAAAGAAUUAAUAUUUCACUGCAGAAACUACAACAUCUUCCAGCUAUUCAUAUAUCCGGAACGAAGGGCAAGGGAUCAACCUGCUCCUUGGUGGAAUCAAUACUCCGCGCCCAUGGCUACCGGACUGGAUUUUUUAGUUCUCCACAUUUGGUAUCGGUUACGGAACGAAUUCGUCUCAACGGUGUUCCUAUAGGAACUGAAAAAUUCGCUUGUUAUUUUUGGAAAGUUUACAACCAACUGUUAAAUAGACGCAGUCAUUCGCGGGACUUGCCAGCAUAUUUUAACUGUUUGACGUUAGUGGCCUUCGAAGUAUUUUUGCGGGAAAACGUUGAUGUGGCGAUUAUAGAAGUUGGCAUUGGAGGUAAAUAUGACUGCACCAAUGUACUGAGGGAAACGAAAACAGUUGGUAUCACAUCUCUUGGGUUAGAGCAUACAGCUCUGUUGGGAAAUACGUUGGAAGAUAUCGCCUGGCAAAAAGCUGGUAUUGUGAAAGAAGGUUCGGAUGUUUUUACUGUAUCCCAACCAGGCGGAUGCUUGAGCAUAAUUGAAACUGAGUGCUACAACAAGAGAGCAAAUCUUCACAUAGUACCCGACUAUGACAGCUAUAAGUGGCAUCGAAGGCCUUAUCUCAAUACAAAUAGUAUGGCGACUAAAAUGAAUACAUCUCUGGCUAUUCAAAUCGCUCUUAGCUGGAUUAAAAAUACUCGCCCUGAGCUAGUUUCUCGGAACCAGAUAAUUCUGUCGGACAAAUUCAGUCAAGGAAUAGAAAGCAAUUUCUGGCCUGGUCGUUGUCACAAAAUACGUAAGCACAAUAAACGCAUUUUUCUGGAUGGUGCUCACACGAUCGAAAGUAUAGAAGUUUGUGCAAAAUGGUUCCAAGGUGGACAACGCAAAGACAAUCCCAAAUUGCUCAUCUUUAAUGCCACUGGAGAUCGUGACGUUUUCAAACUGUUGAGUCAUUUGACCAAAUAUGUUCACUUCGACGCAGUAUUCUUUUGUCCCAAUGUGGCUUCACAGCAGCCGAUGAAUAUUGAUUCCAUUAAUCUUAAUUUUCCGAAAGAUCAGCAAAUUCAUCGUUGUGAGGCAAAUCUUCUAUAUUGGAACAAUUUGAUGAGUCAACGGGGAACGCCGUCUCGUGUAGCAUGCGUUGAGUCGUCUGUGCACUCAGUACUAGAACAAAUUGACAAUAAUUUUUCGAAAAGUCAAGAAUGUGAUAUUUUGGUGACUGGGUCACUUCAUCUGAUAGGAGCAGUCUUAACUGCUCUAAAAAUGGAAUCACUUGUUUUAUCACCUAGCUAGAAGCACUUUUCUGUCUUUACACGAAAUUUUCUAGUAAACAUGUAAGCAGGUAGUACAUUUGGAAUUUGCACACAACAUGUAAAUGAGAGUAGCAUCAUUAUUUUUGUAACACUGCGUAUUUGUUGCUAGAAAUAUACUUUAUAAUAAAAAGUC
Molecule: messenger RNA, 2097 nt
Organism: Malaya genurostris
Lineage: Eukaryota; Metazoa; Arthropoda; Insecta; Diptera; Culicidae
Gene: Fpgs1
Product: folylpolyglutamate synthase, mitochondrial
Exons: 5
Coding region: 331-1944 (537 amino acids)
Biological process (GO): tetrahydrofolylpolyglutamate biosynthetic process
Cellular component (GO): cytosol; mitochondrion; cytoplasm
Molecular function (GO): ATP binding; tetrahydrofolylpolyglutamate synthase activity
Source: RefSeq, a predicted model, not a curated record